ACUACUUAUAGUGAAGAUGAGCAUAGAGCCAUCCAGUGUGCCCUUGCCCAGAAGCUUGGACCGGGAUUUAUCAGCCAACGGGCAGGUGCAGGAGGUCAGAAGUUAGCUUACAUUGAAGGAUGGAGAAUUGUUUCAUUGGCAAAUGAGACAUUUGGUUUCAAUGGCUGGUCCCAUUCUAUAACAAGGCAAACUAUUGAUUUUGUAGACCAAAUUAAUAACAAGUUUUACGUUGGAGUGACUGCAACUGUAAGAGUAGAGCUUAAGGAUGGUGUGUACCAUGAGGAUGUUGGUUAUGGGGUGAGUGAGGGGAUGCGGUCGAAGGCCUUGUCUCUAGAAAAAGCUCGGAAGGAAGCUGUCACAGAUGGAAUCAAGAGAGCCUUGAAAAGUUUUGGACACAGUCUAGGGAAUUGCCUUGGAGACAAAUUGUACCUGAAAACUAUUGGGAAAGCUCCUAAACCUGUAGCAGAUACAUACAAUAUCAAUGACAUGAAAAGUACAGAGAUUAACCCUGAUGUAACUAAAGCCAGAUACAGGAGCAUGUCAUUGUGUCCGCAUAGCCAGACAUCAUCAACAAAUUCUGCAAUGCCUCCACCACAAACACCAACAUUUAAAACUGCAGUCAUCAAAACUGAGCCAAAAUCAACAGACACUUCUCCUAGCACAGCCUCAAUUAAACAAGGAAUUGGAGUCAUAGAAAACACAAGGAGAAAUCUUAUUGGUCAAACAACCAAACCCGAGAUUGGAACGCAUAAACAUACAGGUGUAGUUGAAGGAAAGGAGAAUUGUAGCAAAGCCAUGAGACCACAACAAUCUAACAGUGUGUAUAGGUCACCAGCUGUGAAUCCAGUUGCACAUAAUCUUCCUAAUAAACAGAUGGAAUCUGCAGAACAGAAAGGACCUGUGACAACUAACACCAUGAUAGGCCAACAUUUAAAAGUUGAGAGAAGAUCUACAUCACCAACACUCUCAGAAAAUGUGACAUCAUCUGUUGAAAAAGAUCGGUUACUUAGGAGGCAGAAGCAGCAACAAAAACAACAGGAAUUUAGAGAAAAGAUGAAGCAGCAACAGGAGAAUAGAAAUGUUCCAUUGAAGGAGUUGAAAUUAGAAAAUAUAUCGCCUGUUGCAACAUCAACUCCGAUAGAAGAGGUUAGAGCUGCAGAUGCAGGCUUUACAGUAGAGGAUUUACUGCUUGCAGAGGAUGACCCAGAGUUCUGGAUAGCAUCACAAGUCUGUCAACCUGAUGAGGGCGCUUCAAAACCAAUCAUAAAUCAUUAUCAAAGUCCCACAACUACAAGAAUCUGUCCUGAUGUACAAGCACCUAGCUACCCUACCAAGCACUCAAACUGGAUUCAAGAGAGUCGAGGAGGGCCAGGUUUACAAAAUAAUAACGGACCAAUAAAAAGACGAAGGACAGAUGAAUUAAGAUGACAGUGGCAUACUUAAUUACAUUUUAGAUAUUCCCGAUGUAAACUAAUAUUUUUAUUAAAUUUCUUUAAAUUGUAUAGUAGUUUGAAUACUGUAUGUGCACCUGAAUUGACUGCCAAGCAGAAAUGAACAAAAGUACAGUACAGUAUAAUGAAAUAGAGUUGGCAGGAACUGCCAUCUAAAAAUGUGCCUAUGCAAAUAAAAUUAAUAUUUACAAUUUGAA
Anneissia japonica is the source of this 1648-nucleotide messenger RNA. Its product is annotated as DNA repair and recombination protein RAD52-like. Gene Ontology annotation, biological process: DNA recombinase assembly; double-strand break repair via single-strand annealing; double-strand break repair via homologous recombination. Lineage: Eukaryota; Metazoa; Echinodermata; Crinoidea; Comatulida; Comatulidae. Gene Ontology annotation, cellular component: nucleus. The record is from RefSeq and is a predicted model, not a curated record.